AUGACCAUCACCAACACUUAUACGAUAUUGAAGGCAUUACCUCUGGACAAAUAUGUUGCCUAUCCAACAAGACAGUCAUUGCCUGCCGUAUGGAUGCGAUCAGGAACUUCAAAAGGCCUUUUCAUCCACCGCAAACAUUUACCCGAGACAAUAGAGCUGUGGGCACCGAUCCUCCUAUCGGCAAUGGGAUCGUCUAAUGGCAAUGGCCGCCAGCUUGAUGGUAUAGGUGGCGCCACCUCAACGACUUCAAAAGUCGCCGUGGUUGCCAAAUCAAACCGACCUGACAUCGACGUCGAGUAUACAUUCGUCCAAGUUGCUCCUGACCGAGCGAAGAUAGACAUGACUGGCAACUGCGGAAAUAUUGCAUCUGGUGUGGGCCCUUUCGCAGUGGAUGAGGGACUUGUGAAGGUGACACCUGGUCAAACCGAGAUCGAUGUCCGCAUUUUUAACACCAAUACUGGACAAAAUAUCGUGGAAACAAUCGAGCUGUCUCUGAACGGAACGUGCAAGGAGUAUGGAAAUUGUCGCAUUCCUGGUGUGGAGGGUACGUCAAGUCCUAUCAAGGUUGCAUUUCUCAAUCCCGAAGGCAGUAUGACUGGGAAGAUGUUCCCCAGCGGCGCGACACAGGAGACUCUCGCAGUUCGAACAAGGAGAGUGGGAGUUCUAGAAGUGCGAGUGAGUCUGGUCGAUGCGGCCAAUCCAUUCGUUCUGGUGGACUCUCGAUCUUUGAAGAGGAAAGGUCACUGCAGCUGGCCAGAUCCAGCAGAUGAAGUCUUCAUUUCCGUCGCAGAAGACAUUCGAAGAGAAGGUGCUGUUCAGUUCGGAUUGGCGGCAAAUAUUGAGACAGCAGGUGCCGUGCAAGGCACUCCUAAAAUCGCAUUCUUAUCUCCACCUGCAGAUGCAAGCUCGGAUCUGGAUGUGCUUUCGUUCACUAUGGGAAGACCCCAUACUAGUCUGCAACUCACCGGCGCGGUGUGCAUCGGUGCUGCUAUGGCAAUCCAUGGCACAGUCGCAUGGCGCUUAGCUAGCGAAGGUGUGGCGGGUAAGCUUCCUAAGCACGGAAUGGAGAUUGAGGGCCAGAAGAUUGCAAAUGCCGUACCAGUGGGAAUUAAACAUCCGGCUGGUGUGAUACAGGCUGAGACUACCUUGGGUCUAUCUGGAGAUGGGAGGAUUCAAAUAAAGCAGGUUGCGGUUAUCCGAACCGCGCGUCGCCUUUUCGAGGGCAACGUGUUCUAUAAAACAUAA
Messenger RNA from Penicillium maclennaniae, 1245 nucleotides. RefSeq lists its product as uncharacterized. The record is from RefSeq and is a predicted model, not a curated record. Lineage: Eukaryota; Fungi; Ascomycota; Eurotiomycetes; Eurotiales; Aspergillaceae. Bases 1 to 1245 code for a protein of 414 amino acids. The transcript has 2 exons.